AAAGUGGUCAGUUACAAAGUUUACAUGAUCACCACCCUUUGAGUGGUUGAUUAGGUCCAUCAUGUCUGCAUGGUCUGAUGCAGACAAAACGGUAAAAGAUCUGAAGCAAGCACUAACAGACAUACAGACAACAGAGGAGGCACUCAUAGGGUAUCUUAACGAUAUCUUAAAAGAACCUGAUGGAGUGUCGCAGCUGAUGGAUGGGAAGAUUGGAAGACUAUUUGAGCUGGCCAAAGUUUACAAGAAAGCUUUUGACAGGUUGAAUGUUACAUCCAAGAGUGAUCUUCUAGGCCACAUCAAGGCGUGCUACAGAGAUGCAGAUAUUCGUAAUGUAGAAGAGGACAUUUUUAGGCAAGAGCAACAAUGGGAUGAGAUAUUACAGAGAAUUGACACGUCACUGAAGGAUGAUGAUAGCAGUGUUGAGUUAGGUGACAAAGGACCAGUAGAGAUAACAUUGACUGAUGCCAGGACAGGGCAGAAAACCAGUUUAGUGGAAUAUUUGGGACAUGAAAACCUCGUUUUGGUUUUGCUCAGGCAUUUUGCCUGACUUCCAUGACGACAACACAUCCAAAAAGUUGAAGAAGCAGAGGAUGAAAUAUCCAGAUCAGGUGGUCGUGUUUUGGUGGUUUCUUUUUGGGAACAGAAGGGAGCACAGCAGUGGUUGUUGGAGACAAAUUGUCCAUUUCCUUUGCUUCUGGAUCCUCAGAGAAAGGUGUACAGUGCUUUUGGUCUCCAUCGUUCUGUGUAUAAGGUUUGGGGGAUAGAGGAAAUGAUUUACUAUGCAGAAUCUAUGGCUAAGAAUAUUCCUCUACCUCAACCUUCCAAAUACAUCCAUGACGACCCUCAACAGAUGGGUGGAGAUUUCAUAAUUGACAAAGAUGGCACAGUACGUUUCAUUUACUGCAGCAAGAAAUCUAUCGACAGACCUGCUGUGACAGACCUUCUGGACCAAUUAAAUAAACUCCAGUGAAGAUAUAUUUCCGGUGUAAUGACAGACUAAGCCUAAAACACAUUGUGAAGGUUUUGUCUUGAUAUUGAUGCUGGAUACUUCUCACAGUGAAAAAACAUACAUUCCGUUUUAUGAUAUUAAUAUAAACAUGUACAUUCUAUUCUGUUGAUUUUUCAUAUUUUUUUGUUGUAAUUACACAAUUAAUUUUUUUUAUUAUUCCUGUCCUUUUUGUGCAAUCUACAUGUAUUUGUUCGAUUUAUUAAUCAAU
Messenger RNA from Saccostrea echinata, 1217 nucleotides. RefSeq lists its product as uncharacterized. The record is from RefSeq and is a predicted model, not a curated record. NCBI's taxonomy places the organism in Eukaryota, Metazoa, Mollusca, Bivalvia, Ostreida, Ostreidae. The transcript is spliced from 10 exons. Gene Ontology annotation, molecular function: antioxidant activity; oxidoreductase activity.